Lipotes vexillifer (Yangtze River dolphin) is the source of this 3086-nucleotide messenger RNA. RefSeq names its product MDM2 binding protein (gene MTBP). Bases 73 to 2784 code for a protein of 903 amino acids. The transcript is spliced from 22 exons. The record is from RefSeq and is a predicted model, not a curated record. Gene Ontology annotation, cellular component: kinetochore. Lineage: Eukaryota; Metazoa; Chordata; Mammalia; Artiodactyla; Lipotidae. Gene Ontology annotation, biological process: protein localization to kinetochore; traversing start control point of mitotic cell cycle; regulation of protein ubiquitination.
GAAGUGCGUCAGUAGCGCGGGGCUGUUUGGAUGUGGAAGCAGAGACCUGAAACGGGGCCUCAGCCCUGAGAGAUGGAUCGGUACCUACUCCUAGUGAUCUGGGAGGAAGAAAAAGUCCCGUCGGCGGCGGGUGCGGUGGCGGAGCAUGGGCCAGGGGCUUCGUCCGCUGAGGGUACCGAGAAACAGCCAGACUUAAGAGCAGCAAAUGUUUAUCACCUCCUGAAAAGAAGCAUUAAUGCUUCAAUUAAUCCAGAAGAUAGUACCUUCCCUGGCUGUUUGGUAGGCGGUAUACCAGGUUCCAGGAAGUGGUUCUUUGCAGUGCAGGCAAUAUGUGGAUUUUAUCAGUUUUGUAGUUCUGACUGGGAAGAGAUACAUUUUGGUGUGGAAAAAGAUGAAAUUGAAGAUGUUCUUCAAAGAAAUAUCGAAGAAUGUUUGAGUGCUGUUGAGUGUUUUGAGGAAGAAGAUAGUAAUAGCAGGGAAUCAUUAUCCUUGGCUGACCUGUAUGAAGAAUCUGCAGAAAAUUUGCAUCAGUUAUCAGACAAACUUCCUGCUCCUGGUAGAGCAAUGAUAGAUAUAAUACUGUUGCCUUCUGACAAAGAUCCGCCUAAAUUGAGAGACUGUUUGCCUACUGUAGGAGCAUUAAAACAUUUGAAGGAAUGGUAUUCAGCAAAAAUUACCAUAGCAGGAAAUCAUUGUGAAACAAGUUGUCAGAAAAUUGCCGAAUACCUUUCUGCUAAUAUUGUAUCUUUACAAGAUCUCAGAAAUGCUAUUGAUUCAAAGGAGUUAUGGAGGGGAAAGAUUCAGAUAUGGGAAAGGAAGUUUGGAUGUGAAAUUAGUUUUCCUGAAUUUUGUUUAAAGGGAGUCACACCUAAGACUUUUAGUACAUCUAAUUUAAAAACUUGCUUUCUUGACAAAAAGAUAAUACCAUCAAAGGAUAAGAGUAUUUUGCCAAAGGUUUUUCAUUAUUAUGGCCCUGCUUUAAAAUUUGUGCAGAUGAUAAAAUUAUCAGACCUACCUUCCUGCUAUAUGUCAGACAUUGAAUUUGAGUUAGGACUGACAAAAAACAAUACCAAACAGAAUUCCAAGUUGCUGUUGGAGCAGAUUUCUUCCCUGUGUGGCAAGGUUGGUGCUCUUUUUGUUUUGCCAUGUACCAUUAGUAGCAUACUUAUUCCUCCUCCCAGCCAGCUCAGUUCAAGAAAAUGGAAGGAAUAUAUAGCUAGAAAGCCUAAGACAAUCAGUGUUCCAGAUGUUGAAGUGAAAGGAGAGAGUUCUAGCUAUUAUCUCUUGUUACAAGGUAAUGGCAACAGAAAGUGUAAAGCCACAUUGAUUCACUCAGCCAACCAAAUCAAUGGCUCAUUUGCACUCAGUUUAAUUCAUGGAAAGAUGAAAGCAAAGACAGAAGAGACCAAACUGAGCUUUCCUCUUGACCUCUUGUCACUUCCAAAUUUCUCUGGGGAGCAACUUAUACAGAGAGAGAAACAGUUAGCUAAUGUUCAGGCUUUGGCUUUGAAAGAAUGUCUGAAAAGGAGAAAGUUAGCAAAGCAGCCAGAAGUACUUUCUGUGGAUGAACUCAAAAGUCUAUUAAUACUCACAAGGGAAUGCUUUUUCGAUCAUUUUGAUGCUAUUAUCCCUAAAACAAGUCUAGUAGAGACAGACAACACCUCCAAUAGGUUAAAUGAUUCCAAUCCAGUGGAACGUAUUUCUUCAAGUCCAGUGGAAACCAAUCCUCUGGAGUGGCCAGAAAGGCAUGUUCUUCAAAAUUUGGAAACUUUUGAAAAAGCUAAACAAAAAAUGAGAACUGGUUCACUACCUCGUUCAUCUGAACAGUUACUGGGCCACAAAGAGGGUCCACGGGAUUCAGUCACAUUAUUGGAUGCUAAAGAAUUGCUGAAAUUCUUUACCUCAGAUGGAUUACCAAUUGGAGAUCUUCAACCUUUACAGAUUCAAAAAGGGGAAAAGACUUUUGUCCUGACACCAGAACUUAGUCCUCGGAAACUUCAGGGUUUACCUUUUGAGAAAGCCUCAGUAUGUCAUUAUCAUGGAAUUGAAUAUUGCUUGGAUGACCGAAAAGCAUUAGAAAGAGACGGGGGAUUUUCAGAACUACAGUCUCGUCUUAUUCGUUAUGAAACGCAAACUACAUGCACCAGAGAAAGUUUUCCAGUACCUACCGUACUGAGCCCUCUUCCGUCUCCAGCAGUUUUGUCAGAGCCUGGAAGUGUCCCUGAUGGAGAAGCUUUACAAAGUGAACUCCGGACUGAAGUCUCCCGAGUAAAAAGGAGAUCAAAAGAUCUGAACUGCCUUUAUCCCCCCAAAAGACUUGUGAAAUCUGAAAGUUCAGAUUCUCUUCUUUCUCAGAGAAGUGGCAUUACUAAUCAUCAUCAUCAUGCAGUGACAUCCAGAAAGCCACGGGCAGAGAGAUCAUUAUCUGUGACUUGUCCAUCUCUUCCAGUUCUUAGCAAUGAAACUCCCAAAGUCACUACAAAUGCCAGUUCAGGUCAAAAAAGUGUGCAUGAAUCAAAAACAUCAAGGCCCAGUAAGGAAUCAAGAUCACAGAAACACACACGGAUAUUGAAAGAAGUAGUUACUGAAACCCUGAAGAAACACAGGAUUACUGAGGCCCACGAGUGUUUCACGGCUUGCAGCCAACGUCUCUUUGAGAUCUCGAAGUUCUAUCUACAGGAUCUUAAAACUUCAAGGGGUCUAUUUGAAGAAAUGAAGAAAACAGCAAGCAGCAAUGUUAUACAGGUGAUUGAAUGGGUAUUAGAAAAGACAAGCAAGAAAUAACACAAAAUCAUUCUCUUUGGAUAAUUAUAAAUUGGACAGAGCUAUUAUUUACGUUUUCCUUCCAUAGUUUGAAAAUUCAAACAAAUUUCAAACUUUAUUCAAAGAAUAGAUGUACAUCUCUAAAGAAUUUCAUAAAUAUCCUAUAUUUAUAUAGUUUUGAGGUUGCUCAGCUAAUGUAUUUUUAAUUGUAUACUUAUUUUAUAGUUUUACUAUAUUUUAAUUUUUUAAUAUUUUUAUAUAUGUUUACAAAUUUUACUCUUGGUUAUUUAAUUAUUCCAAUAAAUAGAAAAAGAUAUUUCUUU